Messenger RNA from Oryzias latipes (Japanese medaka), 1785 nucleotides. It is a transcript of the gene g6pc3, whose product is annotated as glucose-6-phosphatase catalytic subunit 3. Gene Ontology annotation, cellular component: membrane. Gene Ontology annotation, molecular function: glucose-6-phosphatase activity. The record is from RefSeq and is a predicted model, not a curated record. Gene Ontology annotation, biological process: glucose 6-phosphate metabolic process; gluconeogenesis. Lineage: Eukaryota; Metazoa; Chordata; Actinopteri; Beloniformes; Adrianichthyidae.
UUAGACGUUAAUUUAAAAAUCCAGUGGAAAUUUACGCCUUGACCAACUGACCCCCCCUCCCAUUUCCUGUCUUUCUGAGCGCCCCCUAGCUACAGAAAACAUGCGCGCUACGGGGUUUUUGGCUGCACAUUUCUAAGCAACAUAAGACGGCUGCAUCUUCACUCACCAUACAUAUACAAAUAAAUAGUUUGUAAAUGGAGACAGUAUACACCCACGGAAUUUGGGUGGCUGAAAUCCUUCAGGAACGAACGAGUCAUCUAGAAAAGUUUUGGCUUACGGUCACUCUUCUUGGAGAUCCUAAAGCAGCCUUUCUACUCGUCUUUCCUUGUACUUAUUUCAUCAGCAAACGAACUGGACUGGCGAUUGUCUGGGUGGCUGCUAUAUCGGAGUGGUUAAACCUAGUGUUUAAAUGGAUGCUGUUUGGAGAAAGGCCUUUUUGGUGGAUUGGUGAAUCCCGUCUAUAUGAUAAAACCAACCAACCCAAAGUUCAUCAGUUUCCCUCCACUUGUGAAACCGGACCAGGGAGUCCAUCUGGACAUGCAAUGGUGACAGCAGCAGUUUGGUGGGUUGUUGUGUCGUCACUGGGGUCAUUCAUUUACUCCCGUACUCACAGCUGGGUGAUAUCAGGACUUCCCUACGUGCUUUAUGUCACACUUCUGGCUGCAGUUGGAAUCUCCAGGAUUUUCAUCCUCGCCCAUUUCCCUCAUCAAGUCAUCGCUGGCUGGCUAACAGGGCUCCUUCUGGUUGUCACUCUGAAAAGCACAGUUCCAGAAGGUCGCCCCCUGCUGUUCUUUCUUAGCUUCAGCACUGGUCUGAUGCUCAGCGCUCUGAUACUCAACGUUGCAUUGCAGCAGCUGGGAGUUGACAUCUAUUGGUCAAUUUCUUUGGCGAAGAAAUGGUGCAGCCGUGCGGAGUGGAUCCGUUUGGACACAGCCCCGUUUUCCUCUCUGACCCGUGACUGUGGGGCGCUUGUAGGUUUGGGGCUGGCUCAAUACUGGAAGCCAGGGGGAUGGUCUCUGCCGUGGGCACCAAGGGCGCUAUCUUUGGCCGUUUCGUCAAUGGGACUCUACCAUGUGAAUCGGCUGCCGCUCCCCGUUAAACCACAGGGCUUGUUCUAUAGUCUGUUCUUCGUCAAAUUUGUUCUUGUCCCUCAGAUCGUCAUGGUGUUUGUGCCGGGGCUGGUGCACCUUUUGACACACAAAAAGAAGAAAGACUAGAUGUGCUCCUCCUAAUGUAACUCAUCUCCAAGGACCACAAACUUUUCAUUUGUUCCAAAAACUUACAAUAUUUUAUCUCUAUUUUGUGCAAGGGGAAGUAACACUUUUAAUUAGUUUACAUGUUCAUGCUUUGCAAAUCAUCUGACAAAGUUGCUUUUAUUUUUAUUUAAAGAGUACUUAAGCCUUAAGUGUAAAUAUUGAACAGAAUUUGUUGGGAUAGUUUUUUUAAGAAUAAUUUAAAUGAUUUUUAAAUUAUUUCUUCACCAAAAACAAAAAAAACCAAUUGAAUAGGGUUGUUUUAUACAUUUAACUGAGUCACCUUCAAACUUGACAAAAACAUUUUUUUUGUAAAAUAAAAAAGCAAUUGGUUGUCUUUUAGUUGAUAAUUAUUUGCAGAUAUGAAUGUCUUUUGCAUUAUACAUGUGAAUGUAAUGCAGAAAUUAGUAAAAAAAACAAACAAAUGAUAUGCUGUAGUUGAUAAUAUUUAUAAAUAGCUUCUUUAUACCAACACAUGGGUUUGACUGUACAUAUUCCAACCAGUUAUGAGAUAAAAACACAUUUUUCUUUA